AUGGCGUACAAUAUCAGAAAAGUUCUCGACCAGUUGCAACACCGUCAAUGCUACCUCCCGUCGUCCCCAAGCUCCGUCAGCUCGACCAGCUGUGACGCAGUCAGUCUUACUGCCCGUUGUCCCCAAGCUCCUUCAGCUCGACCAGCUGUGACGCGGCAGUCUCACUGCACGUCGCCCCCAAGCUUUAUCAGCUCGACCAGCUGUGACGCCGUACGACCUACUGCCCUUCGUCGUCCCCCAGCUCCGUCAGCUCCACCAGCUUGUGACGCCGUCAGGCCUUCUGCCCGUCGUCCCCCAGCUCCGUCAGCUCUACCAGCUUGUGACACCGUCAGACCUACUGCCCGUCGUCCCCCAGCUCAACCAGCUGUGACGCCGUCAGCCUUACUGCCUGUCGUCCCCCAGAUCUGUCAGCUAUACCAGCUGUGA
Messenger RNA from Strongylocentrotus purpuratus (purple sea urchin), 426 nucleotides. RefSeq names its product protein IQ-DOMAIN 14-like. The record is from RefSeq and is a predicted model, not a curated record. The transcript is spliced from 2 exons. Lineage: Eukaryota; Metazoa; Echinodermata; Echinoidea; Camarodonta; Strongylocentrotidae. Bases 1 to 426 code for a protein of 141 amino acids.